AUGGCUAUGUUGCUAAAGAAGCAGCAUGAUAAAGUCUGGAUCUUGACUGCACUGAAGAGCACAAGAAGCUACACUUGGGAAAGCUCCCCGGGGCUCACACCCGGCGCCGCGCGCCACCGGGACUCCUCAGGCCGCUGUAGCCCGCUCGCGCGGUUCUCUAGCCCAGCGGCGGGGAGCCCCGAGCUGAGGUAUCACCGUUAUCUCUACGCUGCGGGCCGCCUGGAAGAAGCCUCACCCCCAGACCGCGUGCAGCCCUCACCUGUCUGCCCAAAGGGUACUCGGCUCCAGCCAGAUCCGGAGCAGCAGCGCGCAGAGCCGGAAGUCCCGCCUCCCCGCGACGACACUGCGCCGCGCCCCUCGCUACUCGCGGAAGCGGAACCUGCUAGCAGGGCGCGCGGCGAGCAGGCUUGGCUAGAUUUGGUCCAGGAUCCGCCUAAGUGGGUCAAGACUUGCCAGUCCGAGCCAUACCGCCGCACCAGCAACAGGGCAACCACCGUAGCUGUGUCGACCCGCGCGGCUAAGAAGUCCUCUCAGGCACUUCUGAAAAGGCCUGUCCUCCCUUCUGACCCCGAAUCUCCUGCCCUCUAUCCUCGCCUACCCCAUCCACCUCCCUAUCCCUCUGCUCCUAUCUCCCCGGAUUCUACCUCACCCCUUAGCCCUUCUCAUACCCGAAGUGGUCACCCUUUUUCUCACCAGCCCCGCUCUCAGCCCCCUUCCUCGACCCUCUCCUCUGUGCCCGCUCCCCUUUUACCCCUCGGGGAGAUGAAAGAGGACUCCUCCCGCCCCUUUAUGAUUUAUGUCCCUUUCUCUACUAGCGACCUCUACAAUUGGAAAAACCAGAACCCGUCCUUUAGCCAGAAUCCCCAGGGGCUUAUUUCGCUUUUGGAGUCUGUUUUCUUCACUCACCAGCCGACUUGGGAUGAUUGUCAACAGUUGUUACAAACCCUCUUCACCUCAGAAGAGAGGGAAAGAAUUCAAGGUUUGGGCCGAAAACUAGUCCUGGGACCGGAUGGACAGCCCACCUCAGACCCGAACCGACAAGAAUAUGUUUUCCCUCUGACUCGACCCGCUUGGGACCCCAACUCAAAUCAAGGUAAGGAGGCUCUCGAUCAGUAUCGCCAGCUUCUUUUAGGGGCUAUGAGGGCAGCAGCUAGAAAGCCUACUAAUUUAUCUAAAGUCACUGAGGUUACUCAGGGAUCUGAGGAGUCUCCUGCUGCCUUCCUUGAACGCCUCCAAGAGGCCUACCGGAUCUAUACUCCUAUAGAUCCCGAGGCUCCUGAGAACCGAAGGGCCAUAAAUAUUGCCUUCGUGUCACAAUCAGCCCCAGAUAUCAGAAAGAAACUCCAAAGGAUGGAAGGAUGUGAGGGAAAAGCAUUAACAAAGUUGGUAGAAAUAGAACAAAAGGUAUUUAACAAUAGAGAAGAUCCGAGAGAACUAAAUAAACGUAUGGCCAAGGUCCUCAUAGCCAUGGGAGAAAAAAAUGGAUUGACAACUAAAAAGACCCCGGCCCCCCUGACUAAACAGAAGAGGUCAGCCCUUAGUAAAAAUCAGUGUGCCUAUUGCAAAGAGGAAGGACACUGGAAAAAUGAGUGGCUGAAGCAAAAACAAAAGGAAAGCAAGAGCCAAGUUCUGACAGCCGCUCCCGAAGUGGACUGA
Messenger RNA from Chinchilla lanigera (long-tailed chinchilla), 1656 nucleotides. RefSeq lists its product as uncharacterized. The record is from RefSeq and is a predicted model, not a curated record. Gene Ontology annotation, biological process: virion assembly. Lineage: Eukaryota; Metazoa; Chordata; Mammalia; Rodentia; Chinchillidae. The coding region runs from base 1 to 1656 and encodes 551 amino acids. The transcript has 4 exons.